AGACUACUGAUGCCACAGAGAUAGCCAGAGCUGACAAACAACAUCAAAAGAAUUAUGAUACAACGCUAACCGCCGCAAAUUAUAUUUCCAUUUCUACAUCGUGUAUUUCAAGCAACAGUGUAAUACGAGAGAUUUUCGGUGUCUGCUGUGCUCGUACGAAAUCUAAAACAAUUGCUUAGGGUAGGCUAUAGCUGCUAGGCUAUUGUUGAUUUCGUAUCGUUUUGAGGACAAGCAUUUGAUUAUGUUUUGAUCUCAAAGUAAGAGAUGUUUUUUUUCUUCAAUUUCUACCAAAUGCUUGUUUUUCCACAGCUAUAGCUAAGGCAAAACUGUCAACAUAGAACUUGCGAAAUGAAGCAUCGAAAAAUGACAAGAACACGCAAAGAGAGGUUCUACAACUGUCCAAUUGCUCCAAAGAGAGACUAGUUUAUCAUUUUAUCUAUUGCCAACUUCAACGAUGUCUCUCGUGGCCAGCGAUAUCCCAACGGACGAAGACUUAGAAGAUCUGGUUGAGGAUGGACUUUCUCUUGCAACCUACAUAUCAGACUCUGGAAAGAAAGCCAGGAAAAAGAAGCCAUCUGGUAAACCCCCCCCUUCUCCCAGGUCUCCGUAUCUCUCCAGUAUGGAUGUGAACCCGAGGAGAUCAGCGGUGUCAGCCUGGAGGCCCCUGAGAGGGACACUGGGGGAGACCCUAGGGGGGAGAGGUGACACCGUGGGGGAGAGGGGUGAGACAGCUCGGACCCCCGAGAGAACUGUCUGGCUUCGCUAAGCAACGGGCACGGUCUGUCCCAGUCUCUGAGAGGGGGCUUUGACAUAACACACACCUCAGCCCGGCUCUCCUCUUCUCCCUGCGCUCCAGAGUAUCUCCAACAGGCUCUGGGCAUUAAGAAACACAAACACUCACGCUCCUCAUCCAACGACUACAGAGAGAAGGAGGACAUGUAUGAUGAGAUCAUCCACCUCAAGAAGAGUCUUCAGGCCCAGAAGUCAGAGAAGGAUAGGAUGAAAGCCAAACUACGGCGUCUGGAAGAGGACAAAACUAAGAAAGACAAACAGAUAGAACAGCUCCUGGAUCCCACCAAGGGACCGGAGUACACACUGAGUCUGGUGGACAAGAAAAACCAGGGGAGCCUGAUUGUUAACGGACUAAAACAGAGAAUCCUGAAGCUGGAACAGCAGUGUACAGAGAAAGAGAACACUGUGACUAAACUGCAGAGUGAGCUGAAGACCACUAAUCUGGAGGAGUUGAAGAUCACAGUGGAGACCUACUUUGAGGAGAUUCAGAGACUGCGGAUGAUAUUGGACGCAACAGAGAAAAGUAGUAGAGCAGAGAGUAAAGGUUCUCAGAGGCAGCAGAAGGUUCUAAGCUCUACGGUUCUGCGUCUAUCAGAGAACAUUAAACAGCUACAGCAGGAGAACCACACACUGAGAGAGGAACUGAACACAGACAGCCCAGCCAGUGGGCUGAAAGCCUACAAAGACUGGAGCAAACAGAGACUAUUGAGGAGACUGGUGGAACUGGAGAGGAGGUUAGAGGAGGUGAGGAGAGCCCCAGGCAGGAGGAGUGGAGUGGACAGGGCAGUCCAGACUGGCCACCAGACCACACCCACGGAGACAGAGGUUGCUACGCCGCCGGGGAUAACCACCGUAGCAAUGGAAGGGGGCGUUGCCGUGGUAAACACCCAACAGGAAGGGGAGGGAUUUGUCCGUCUGAAGGGGUGUGUCAGCCAACUGGAGCAGGAGAAGGCGGAGCUACAGGAGACGCUGACCAAUAGAGAAGAGGAGGUGAAACGACUGAUCGCUGAAAGAGAGCAGGAAGAGGAAGAGAUGGAGAGGAGGCAGAAUGAACAAAGGAGUGAACAUGAGAAGGAAGCACAACUCUACCAACUGGAGAUAGAACAGCUGACAGUGAAGAUACAAUCUCUGGAGGAAGAGAAGAAGAGAUGGACUGAAGAAGAAGAGAGAGAGCGGGAGGAACAGAACCAGGUGAACCGGAAGGAGAACCCAGAAGAGAGGGAGGAGAAGGAAAGAGAGGAGAGAGACAGGGCAGCUAGGGUGAUCCAGAGAGAGUGGCUGGAGCACAGAGAAAAGGACACAGUGUUGGUCCAGUCAGCAAUAAGAGGACAUCUCCUCAGACAGAGCCAUCUAGCUCACCUCCGAGACACACACACCAGCACUCACAGCAAGAGCGGCCAAUCAGAGCGCGGCAGUGAUAUUACUUCCUGUGUGGAGGGUGAUGGGGAGCUGGAUGCCUUGACGCUGAUCCAGUCUGUGUUCCGAGGUCACCUGACACGCAGCGCACUAAUGACGGAGAGCUCAGAGUCUCCAGCCCCUCCUCCCUGUGGGCCCACCCCAGCCCCUAGAAGAGUCCCCUCUGUCCCUACAACACACGCUCGCAGCAACACAGCCCCUCCAGGCAGUGAUGAAGAUGUAACAGAGCUGAGUGAGGAAGAUCCCUGGCCUGUCUCGAACACACUGUCCAACACGAGGAGACUCACACCAGCCCAACUACAGCUCCACCCACCUCCAGACUCCAAGGUUGCCAAGGUGAUGGACUCUGAGGAUUCCGACGAUGACAUCAUCGUGUCUCCGUCUCGUUUCGUGAGGAGAGAGGAAAUCUACUUCUAGACCAGAGCAUUGCACUAUGGGAUAUGUAGUGUGUGUGUGUGUAGCUGUGUGUGCAGGGUUUUGCUCUAGCCCUACAGGAACACCAGAUUCAAUCAAGGUUCAGAGGAGACGCUGAUAAGUAGAAUCAGGUAUGUUGCUAGUGCAAGGCUGGAACGAAGUCCUACACGUUAGUUAGUGUAGGGCUGUACAAAUAAAAUAAAAUAAAUCCUGCACAUAUCCAGGAGGGUUGGUUGGUCACCCCUCUGCCCCAAACAUCUCUCUUCUGAUAUAUAUCCUUUUAUGUUGCCAAAGUGCCUGAGUGCUGUAUAUAGAUUGUUGAUGAUCAUAAACAAAGUUGUAAACCAUGAAAGAGUUUAUUGCAGAAUGAGCGACUUUAAUUAAUGUCUAUCAACAGAAGCACUGCUGAUUCAAACUGUGAAAUCAUCAUCAUCAUCAUCGUAAUAAUAUUCUACUGGAAUAUGAUGCUCAGAGGAAUGUGUGUGCGCGUGCGCCUGCGUGACUGUUAUACAUGUUCUUUUAUCAUUC
This is a messenger RNA of Coregonus clupeaformis (lake whitefish), 3150 nucleotides long. It is a transcript of the gene iqce, whose product is annotated as IQ motif containing E. The record is from RefSeq and is a predicted model, not a curated record. The transcript is spliced from 21 exons. Gene Ontology annotation, molecular function: protein binding. NCBI's taxonomy places the organism in Eukaryota, Metazoa, Chordata, Actinopteri, Salmoniformes, Salmonidae. Bases 937 to 2625 code for a protein of 562 amino acids.